GUAACAGUCUCAACGGCAAUGCAAAAAAUACCUAUAAGAUGCUUCACAGGAACUGCAGCCCCUUCCCUUUCAUCCACAAGCGCAAAAAUCAAACACCUGGUUUCCAAUGGCCUCUUUGAAGAGGCCCUCAGAUUCUACAAACACCUCCACUCUUCUGGAAUCCAUGGUAACCCCUCCUACCUUCCUUCCCUCCUCAAAGCAUCCUCUUCUGCUCAAUUCCUGCCUUUCGGCUUCCAACUCCAUUGCAUCCUCCUCAAAACUGGUCACUCGGUUGAUUCCGUGACGGCGAAUUCCCUCCUUUCCAUGUAUUCAAAAUGUUCUCUCGUCAAUUCGGCAUGCCGGGUAUUCGAUACAAUGCCUAUGAGAGACUCGGUAGCAUGGAAUUCAAUGAUCAUGUGCUAUACGCGAAAUGGGUAUUUUUCCGAAUCAGUUGAGACGUUCAAGGAAAUGCUUUACUUGGGUUUGGGGCCACAUCCCGAGCUGAUUGGGAGCGUUGUAUCGGCUUGUGGCUGGAUGGGCAAUUUGAGCUUGGGAAGGGAAAUCCAUGCUCGCAUUGUCUGUACUGGAAUGUUCGAGAUUUCUGUGCUUCUGGCAACUGCUCUUGUUGACAUGUACUCCAGGUGUCAUGAUGUGCACACUGCUUUGGAAGUAUUCAAGAGGAUGCUGGAGAGAAAUGUGGUUUCUUGGACUGUGCUGAUUGCAGGGUGUGUGGUGAAUGGGAGUUAUGAAAUGUCACUUAAUGCCUUUUGCGCAAUGCAGGUCGAGAAUGUUAAACCAAACAGGGUAACUUUAAUUACAGUUUUGCCAUCCUGUGCUGAGUUGGGAGCUUUGAAAUGUGGGAAAGAAAUUCACGGGUAUGCCUUCCGCCAUGGGUUUGAGACGGAACCUCAUGUGGAUGCAGCUUUGAUAGACAUGUAUAGCAAAUCAGGAGCAUCAAGAAAGGCUUCGUUUAUUUUUGAACGAGCUGCUAGAAGAGAUGUUGUCGUGUGGAGUUCAAUCAUUGGAAGCUAUUCUCGGAGUGGAGAUAGCGUCCUUGCCAUGAAUCUUUUCCAUCAGAUGCGGAUGGAGGGCAUAGAACCAAACUCUAUAACUAUACUCGCGGUUCUUGUGGCUUGCAUUGGCCUAUCAUCGGUAAGUCACGGGCAAGGAAUCCAUGGCUAUGUUGUAAAGUCUGGCUUGGAUUCAGAUGUCUUUGUUGGCAAUUCUCUUAUAGAUAUGUAUUCAAAAUGUGGAUGCCUCAAUGCUUCACAUCAAGUCUUUGAAGAGAUGCCUGUGAGAGAUCCUGUGUCAUGGAGUGCUAUGAUCUCCAGCUAUGGCCUUCAUGGUUUUGGCACUGACGCGUUGCAACUCUUCCAUGAGAUGCAAGAAGAAGGAAUUAAGCCCGAUCAGAUUAUGUUGCUUGCUGUUUUAUCAGCAUGCAACCAUGCUGGCCUUGUCAACGAAGGGCAGAAACUCUUUGACCAUUUCAUUCGAGAUCAAGGCAUUAGCCUGAGUGUGGAGCACUACGCCUGUUACAUUGAUCUUCUUGGGCGUUCUGGCAAGGUUGAAGAUGCCUGUGAGGUCGUAAGCUGUAUGCCCAUGAAAGCAAGCCCGAGCAUUUGGGGUUGUUUGGUUUCUGCCUGCAGGGUCCACGGCAAAUUUGAGGUGGCGUUGAAGCUGGCACGUCAGCUUAUUGAUUCAGAACCAGAGAAUGCAGCAAACUAUACGUUGCUUUCGAUGAUAUAUGCAGAGAGUGGUAACUGGGCUGGUGUGGAGGAGGUAAGGAGAGUAAUGAGAGAAAGAGGACUAAAGAAGAGCUCUGGAUACAGUCGAAUUCAGAUCAAGUAGUUCAUAGCUAGCGCAUUUUAUUGAAUUGAUUUGUCAAUUGUCAAUACCAAGAUCUUUUGAAGUAGUUGUCAAGGAACAAUCUGUUAUUCCCCAAAGCCUCCUUUGGAUUCACCAUGACAAGAUGACAAUGACAUCAUGCAACGGCCACCAAAGGAAUGAGGCAUUCCCUUGGACAAUGCUUAAGAAGCCUAUGAUUGCAGUGAAGCUCUGCUGACGCCAUAUUCUACUGACCAAUGGUGGCCUUGCAGGAUCCAACAUAACCUGAAACAAGGAUUACCACAAUGAAUCCAGCUCAAAAGUCAAGCUGGUUUGUGCAUGCCUUCUCUCGAGUAGAAGUUGUACAGCUAUGGUGGUGAACCGGGCUUCUAGAAGUUUGCGAUUCUUGGCUCUCUGCAUGUGUGUCCAACUCCAACGUGCACAUCAGCGUCCAAGUUCCACAGACCAGAGCACACUUCUCCAAUUCUUUGACAACAGUAAAUUGAAAUGUCGUCAGAGGUAAGAAAGAAGAGGGAUUCUUGAGAAGAUUUAGAGAAAGCAGAUGAAGAGUAAGAUGGAGAUAUCCAAAUCAUGGGAUAAAACUCAUUCUUAUUGGAUCACCUUAUGUUUAAUUGUGGCUGCCAACCAUCCAUUUUAACUGUCCAUUUGAUGGGCACUAACUUGAUGUUUCGGUUCAUCCGAACAUGAUUCUCAUGAUACAGUCCACAAUGGGGCCCAUGAUUUGGAUGAUGUGGACAGUUGAUUGACAAACAUGUAUGGCACAUGUACAGUAAUAAUACAUUCUUGAAAUUUCUCUGUGAAAAUUAGCAUAGGUGUUGUUAUGGAUGUGGUUUGUCUGC
This is a messenger RNA of Magnolia sinica, 2663 nucleotides long. RefSeq names its product pentatricopeptide repeat-containing protein At4g31070, mitochondrial. The transcript is spliced from 2 exons. Bases 19 to 1827 code for a protein of 602 amino acids. NCBI's taxonomy places the organism in Eukaryota, Viridiplantae, Streptophyta, Magnoliopsida, Magnoliales, Magnoliaceae. Gene Ontology annotation, biological process: RNA modification. Gene Ontology annotation, molecular function: RNA binding; protein binding. The record is from RefSeq and is a predicted model, not a curated record.